Alternaria metachromatica is the source of this 1638-nucleotide messenger RNA. RefSeq lists its product as uncharacterized. The coding region runs from base 1 to 1638 and encodes 545 amino acids. Gene Ontology annotation, molecular function: monooxygenase activity; heme binding; oxidoreductase activity, acting on paired donors, with incorporation or reduction of molecular oxygen. NCBI's taxonomy places the organism in Eukaryota, Fungi, Ascomycota, Dothideomycetes, Pleosporales, Pleosporaceae. The record is from RefSeq and is a predicted model, not a curated record. The transcript has a single exon.
AUGGCACUAGAUUCCCUCCUUCACCUGCCGCCCUACCUAUGGCUUUCACUCGUCCUCGCAGUACCCCUCGCAACGCUCCUUCACGAUGUCUGGGUAUGGAUCCGAAUGCCCCCAGGACCCACGCCUCUCCCGUUCCUCGGCAAUAAGCUCCAGCUACCCAAGUCGAAGCCCUGGAUCGAGUUCCAGAGAUGGUCCAAGAUAUACGGUCCCAUCUUUACGAUAUGGAUUGGUCGCAAGCCUACCGUCGUCAUAUCCGACCCGAACAUCGCUGUCGAGCUGAUGGAGAAGCGGAGCACGAAAUACUCGUCGCGACCACGUAUGGUAGUCAUGGGUGAGAUACUCUGGGACAAUGCUAGUAUACUAGUACAGCCAUAUGGUAAAGAGUGGAGUGUGCGAAGGAAGUUGCUACACCAGGCCAUGACUCCUAAGGCUCUAAGGCUAUACAAGCCGGUUCAGACCGCAGAGGCAUCACGAUUGUGCUACCAGCUGCUCGAAAGCCCUGCGAAUUGGGAGAAGCUCCUCGAGCGCUUCACCUCCAGUAUCGUAUUCUGUGUCGCAUACGGGCAUCGCAUCGACUCGCUCAAUGCCAACGUUAUCCACCAGCGCUUCAAAUUCAUGCAUGUCGCUGCGUCGCUCAACGUGCCCGGAAAGUACCUCGCCGAGUCAUUUCCCAUCCUCAAACAUGUUCCCGAUGCGCUGGCACCUUGGAAGGCAGACAUAAAGGCACGUGGUCGCGAGGAGGCAGCUGCGAACAUGGCUCUGGUGGAUGUUGUACGCUCGGAUCUAGCGAGGGCAAAAGUCCAGGGUGACGAUAUCCCAGAUUCGCUGUGCAAGCUUCUUCUAGAACUACGAGAGAAAGAGCACAUCCCGCUGUCGGAUCGCAACUUCUCCUACAUCCCAGCAUCGCUCUUUGGUGCUGGAUCUGAUACUACGGCAUCGACUCUAUGCACCGCCUUCCUGGCAUUGGUCACACACCCCGAGAGCUUACAUGCCGCCCACCGAGAGCUGGACACUGUCGUUGGCGCAGACCGCAGCCCUACAUUCGAAGACGAAGCGAGCCUUCCAUACAUUCACGCUCUCGUCAAAGAAGUUCUACGCUGGCGUCCCGUCGCAGUCCUAGGUGGCACACCCCAUGCAUCCACAGAAGACGAUCGUUACGAAGGCUACUACAUCCCUUCUGGCACCACCGUUCUAGGAAACUCGUGGGCCAUCAACCUAAACGAGGAGUACUAUCCUAAUCCACACCACUUCGACCCCACACGCUUUCUCGACGAAGCGCUCGCAGAACGCUCCAAGGCUCCCACGCCACUUACGGGCAAGCCUCAUCCAGCGAAAUCAGGUCACUCUUCGUUUGGAUGGGGAAGGCGCAUCUGUCCUGGCGCCAACCUCGCGGAAAACAGUUUGUACAUUGCGCUAGCGAAGAUUCUGUGGGCAUUCGACAUCCAGCCCAGGGAAGGGGUCAAGUAUGAUACCUUUGCGUAUACAGAGGGCUUCAACAUCCGGCCGCAGAAGUUUGAGUGUGAGAUUCGCGUCAGGAGUGAGGCACAUAGGCAAGUGUUGAUGGAAGAUUUGAAGAACGCGGAGAACGUUUUGGAGAAGUUCACGCCUUUCCAAGAAUAUUUAAGCAUACAUGAUUGA